UGCCAGAAUGUCUGUUAAAUGGAUUUCACUUCUGCUCCUGCUAGAGUUGGGCUGGUACUUCAGUUGUGGGAGUUGUGGAAAGGUGUUGGUGUGGCCCACGGAAUACAGCCAUUGGAUCAACAUAAAGACAAUCCUGGAUGAGCUUGUGAAGAGAGGUCAUGAAGUUACUGUUCUUACAUCGAAAGCUUCUAUUCUUGUUGACCCUACAAAACCAACUUCUUUUAAUUUUGAAGUUUUCCCAACACAAUAUGCUAAAGGUCAUCUGGAAGCCAUUCUCCAAAGACUCCUUGAGGAAUGGAUAUACAAGAUGCCAAAAAAUUCAUUUUGGUCUUAUUAUGCAAAAAUGGAAGAAAUUCUUUGUGAAUUUUUUAUUGUAAUUAAAAAUUUUUGUAAAGAUCUAGUUCUGAACAAGAAGCUAAUGAAAAAAUUACAAGAAACAAAGUUUGAUGUCAUCUUUGCAGAUGCUAUUGGACCCUGUGGUGAGCUUCUGGCUGAAAUGCUUCAAGUCCCUUUAGUAUACAGUCUCCGCUUCUCUCCCGGAUCUGGACUUGAAAAGUAUAGUGGAGGACUUCCCCUCCCACCAUCCUAUGUACCUGUUGUUCUGUCUGAAUUAAGCGACCAAAUGACAUUCAUGGAGAGGGUUAAAAAUAUGAUACAUGUGCUUUAUUUUGACUUUUGGUACCAGACAGUAUGUGACAAGCAAUGGGAUGAGUUUUAUAGUGAAGUUCUAGGAAAACCCACUUCAGUAUCUAAUCUGAUGAGCAAAGCCGAUUUCUGGCUCAUUAGAACAUACUGGGAUUUUCAGUUUCCUCACCCAAUCUUACCAAAUUUUGAGUUUGUUGGAGGACUGCACUGCAAGCCUGCCAAGCCCCUGCCCAAGGACAUGGAGGAGUUCGUCCAGAGCUCUGGAGAAAAUGGUGUUGUGGUGUUUACUCUGGGGUCAAUGGUCAGUAACAUGCCCGAGGAGAGAGCCAAUGUGAUUGCAUCAGCUCUUGCCCAGAUUCCACAAAAGGUUAUAUGGAGAUUUGAUAGCAAGACGCCAGAUACUUUAGGGGCAAAUACUAGGCUGUAUAAGUGGAUCCCCCAGAAUGACCUUCUUGGUCAUCCCAAAACCAAAGCUUUCAUCACUCAUGGUGGGACCAACGGCAUCUAUGAGGCAAUUUACCACGGGGUGCCUAUGGUGGGCAUUCCCCUGUUUGCGGAUCAGCCCGAUAACAUCGCUCAUAUGCAGGCCAAGGGGGCAGCUGUCAGGGUGGACUUUGAAACAAUGUCAAGCUCAGAUUUGCUCAAUGCAUUGAAGACAGUCAUCAAUGAUCCUUCGUAUAAGGAGAAUGCCAUGAAACUAAGGGCAAUUCAACGAGAUCAGCCAGUGAAGCCUCUGGACAGGGCGGCCUUCUGGAUCGAGUUCGUCAUGCGCCACAAAGGAGCCAAACACCUGCGGCCCGCCUCCCACGACCUCACCCUGCUCCAGUACCACUCUCUGGACGUGAUCGGCUUCCUGCUGGCCUGCGUGGCAGCUGCCCUGUGGCUCAUCACCAAAUGCUGCCUGUGCUGUUGCCGGUUGUUUUCUAAAGCAGGGAAGAAGGAAAAGAGGCACUAGUUGCAUUGAGGCCCGAAGCUGUUCUCUCUUAUAGAGAGGACCCCUCCAGUUUGUUUCAGAGAGAAGAGGGUACAGGUUUCUAUUCACUGGUGACAAAAUUAUUCUCAUGUUAAGUUGUUAUGUCAAACUGUGCUUUCAAACUUUUUCCCUCCAUUUGAGGUCAGAAAUAUGUGAUUUUAAGAAAAAAGAAACAGCAUUCAAUAAGUGAAAAUAAAAUGUAUGCUUAGAUAUUGAAAUGAAUUGAUUCCAUUUUUUUAAAAUGUAUAAAAUAGCAUUGAGCCAAAAUGAUGUUUAGUUAUAAGGUUUGUCACAGGUCUUUUCCAUACAACUCCACUAUAAAAGAGGUACACUAUUGAGGAAAUCACUUGUCACUUGUCAUCACUUAUCAUCCCGUUUAUCUUCGAUUUGCUCUAGUGGGCGCCAGUAACAUCUCCAUUCAUCCCUGUUGCAUGCUAGAGUAGCCCAAUGGUAUCUGCUCCCUCCAGGAACACGAAGAGCCUCAAACUGUUCAUUCAGGGUAUUGACGAUGAAGUGUGACCAUCUCGUUGGUGGUCGACCACCCAGUCUUUUGACGUCCCUCGAAAUCCAGUCAGUAACAGCUAUAGUCCAGCAGUCGUCUCUAAAACGCAUCACGUGUCCAGCCUACCUUAUUUUCAAUGGCUUGGCGUAAGAGACAUUGUCCCUGAUUCUGGGUCGUCAGCAGAGGUUGGAACUCCUGAUUCCUUCUCUCACUUGAGUGACACAUGAUACUCCAAGCAUAGCUCUUUCCAUUCCUCUUUGGGAGACCAAAUAGCGUUCUCAUCCUAUUUGCGUAGGGCCAAGAUUUCUUAGGCAUAUCUUAGUGCAGGAAUUAAGGAAAUUAGAAGGAAUAAAGUGCAAUGGUAGAAUAUUGUUAAAUAAAAAACGGUUUAUUUAACGUUUCUCAAAUCAAUCUAGUGGUGCACAUAACAACAACAAAAUGGCAUACACAUUUAAUGCCAGGAAAAACUGAAAACUAAACAGCAAGCAAUUAAACUUUUAAAAUGCUGAUGAAUAGGUUAUUUAUAGAAACAAAAAAAUUUCAAUUAUCUACAAACUAAUUAAAGAUAUCUAAAUUUUGGAAAGGUGAAUAUUUCAAAAUAGAGUGAAAAUAUAUUUUAAAAUUAGUGUCUCCUUAAAUUUAGGAUAUAAGCCUGAAAGUAGUAUUGAUGGGCUAAAAUGUAAUUACUAUUUUCUUCAGGAAACAGCAUACUGUUUUCCACAGAGGUUAAGUUAAUUUUUGUAACCAUCAACCAUAUUCUGGUAUGUAUUUUUCCUUUUAUCCUUACCAAAACUGCUUAAGUCUUUGUGUUAUAAGCCAA
Messenger RNA from Sorex araneus (European shrew), 2940 nucleotides. RefSeq names its product UDP-glucuronosyltransferase 2B31-like. The record is from RefSeq and is a predicted model, not a curated record. Bases 8 to 1600 code for a protein of 530 amino acids. Lineage: Eukaryota; Metazoa; Chordata; Mammalia; Eulipotyphla; Soricidae. The transcript has 6 exons. Gene Ontology annotation, molecular function: UDP-glycosyltransferase activity.